This is a messenger RNA of Pygoscelis adeliae (Adelie penguin), 1551 nucleotides long. RefSeq names its product coxsackie virus and adenovirus receptor (gene CXADR). The transcript has 7 exons. The record is from RefSeq and is a predicted model, not a curated record. Gene Ontology annotation, biological process: homotypic cell-cell adhesion. Gene Ontology annotation, molecular function: cell adhesion molecule binding. The coding region runs from base 38 to 1018 and encodes 326 amino acids. Lineage: Eukaryota; Metazoa; Chordata; Aves; Sphenisciformes; Spheniscidae. Gene Ontology annotation, cellular component: basolateral plasma membrane; intercalated disc; bicellular tight junction.
AACAAGAAGCCUAAGCAUAACUUCAGUUGACCAAUCAAUGUUUGAAAAAGCACAAGGAGAGAAAGUUACGUUGCCAUGUACUUUUGUACUCUCAGAAGAAGAUGAAGGCCCGCUAGAUAUUGAGUGGGUAUUGAUACCAGCAGAUAAUCAAAAGAAGGAACAAAUAAUAAUUAUGUAUGCUGUAGACAGGAUUUAUAAUCAUUAUUAUGCUGCUAUGACUGGGCGGAUGCAGUUUACUAAUCCUGAUCCUAGAUCUGGUGAUGGUUCAUUGGAUAUCCUGAAUUUAAAGUCAGCAGACACUGGCACAUACCAGUGCAAAGUGAAGAAGGCUCCUGGAGUUCAAAGCCAAAAAAUACAGUUGACUGUACUUGUAAAGCCAGCAAGAACUAAAUGUUCCAUUGAAGGAUCACAGGAGAUCGGAAAAGACGUUAUCUUGAAAUGUGCAUCACAAGAAGGAUCCCCACUGUUGUCUUAUGACUGGAGAAGAGUAUCUGGCACACAGGAACUUCCUGCCACUUCCAUACCGAAUAAAAAUACAGGGGAACUUCUUUUGAAAAAUGCCUCUCAAGACUAUUCUGGUACAUACAAUUGUGUUGCCUCAAACAGAGUUGGCACGGAUGAAUGUUCUGUUGAGCUGAAUGUCACCCCACCUAUAAAUACAGCUGGUAUAAUUGCUGGAGCUAUUAUAGGAACUCUGCUGGGUGUUUCUGUACUGGUUAUUCUUGUCUUCUGUUGCUGUAAGAAACAUAGAGAGAAGAAAUAUGAGAAAGAAGUACAUCAUGAUAUCAGGGAAGAUGUUCCACCUCCAAAAAGUCGCAGUUCAACAGCCCGCAGCUACAUAGGCAGCAAUCGUUCUUCUCUGGGUUCAAUGUCUCCCUCAAAUAUGGAAGGAUAUACCAAAACUUCAUAUAGCCAAGUCCCAAGUGAAGACUUUGAACGUACUCCUGGUCAAAACCCAACCUUUGCACCUUCAAAGUAUGACAUCGCACACAAGAUUGGUGACAUAACAGUGGUAUAAACAUGAAGAACCAGGCAUCAUUUUUUGCAUGAGUUUCAAGUCUGGUGAAACUGAAGUACAUUAUGAAAUGAAGUGCUGGUUUUUUACUUGAUCUCACUUUAGAUUCAAGAUUGUUAAGUAGGCUGUAUUCAGUUUUGUAAGUACCAAAUUUUCUCUUUUACGUGUUUUUAAUGCAAAGUUUACAAAGUGACUACCAACAUUUUUCUUGCUAGUUCUGUAUUUUGAAAAGUGUGCAUAAUCACUCCUCUCUGCCCCACCACCACAGAGAUUCAAAAGCUCGUGAGGUUAACAAAAUCAACUCAGGUAGUAGAAAAUACAGCCUUAAGCAGUGGGGCAUUGAAAGAGAUUGUAAUCCGAAACAGAGUAGUUUUGGGUUUUCCUAGCUUUCUGGUCUGCUGAUUUGAUAGGAAGUGUAUCAUCUAUUCAGUGCUGUAGUGAUACCAACGAGGUCUUAAAACCUGUGUGUGAAAUGUGCUGUAUUUUAAGACUGUAUAUAUUUUAUAACACUUAAUAAAACAUACUUGAACGUUACA